UGAGUCUUCGUUCUGAAUGGUUAUUUCUUCUCUGACGUUCUGAUUGCAUUAGAUAUUUGAAACGUUUACUAUUGGAAAAUGCGAGAUAUUGUUCUGAUAGUUCUCAUAUUUCUUAAUAGCUCAUUUGUUAAUGGAGUUGAAAUCUCGAUAAGUAUUAACCUCCGCGAUGACUCAUCUACUCCGUUGUCGACGUCUUCAUCGUGCGAGAGCGAAUAUGAAAUCACGUCGACUGACAUAGAAGAACUAAAAGACCAACUGUCGGAGAAGCUGGAAGAGCUCAUGUCCCUGAAUCAGCUAGAACUUAACGUUGUUAUUUCAACAAACAUAAAUACUGGGAUUGGUACACAUUUUACGCCCACAACCGAAGUCCUCGACACAACUUCAAGCAUAGUCACCCCAAUUGUUUCAGCAACUUCUACGAGAAGUAAUGAAGAAGUUUCAACGUCGAAAUCCAAUAUGACAUCAGAAGUAACAGACGCUAAUGCAUCUUUUCCAAGCACAAGUUGCGAACUUCAAUUUAACGGAACUUCUUACUGGGGAAGAAUCUUGGAACACUGGAUAAAUUUUACAGAAGCACAACAGUAUUGCAAAGGCCGAAAUUCAAAUCUCCCGACAUUUCCGAACAAUGAGACUUUCCAGAAUGUAACAGAAUACUUUCGAUACAAAAUACCGCCUCCCGAAAGAAAUCAUUAUGCAUUUUGGAUCGGACUGGAGAUAAAUCCAAUCAACUACGAUGUCCCGAAAAACACAUACAUCCAGUGGAAAAAUAAUUUAUCAACUCCACCCAACAGUUAUACCGUGUGGACAAAUGUCAUUGUGCUAGUUUAUCAUUCCCAACUGAUAGAAUCAGCAAUGAGUAAUAGACCGCCGAACCAUAGAAUGUAUGGGAUAGUUUGCUCUUAUCCAAAUUAGAAACUGCAUGACAGUUUUCUGUUCAAGUGAUGAUUUUGUAUAACAAAUUUCAAUUCCGAAUAACUCAAUGAUUGAAAAUCGUGGAUUUUCGAUAACGUGGGGUCUUUUGUAAAACAAUUUUUUUCCUAUUGCUUCUGUUUUAUUAGAAUACCUAGAACAGCACUGAAAAACUGCAUGAGACGUUUUUUGUCGCAAGUAGAUUUUAUAUUUGCAAAACAUUGC
Molecule: messenger RNA, 1134 nt
Organism: Styela clava
Lineage: Eukaryota; Metazoa; Chordata; Ascidiacea; Stolidobranchia; Styelidae
Source: RefSeq, a predicted model, not a curated record